Dermatophagoides pteronyssinus (European house dust mite) is the source of this 712-nucleotide messenger RNA. RefSeq lists its product as uncharacterized. The record is from RefSeq and is a predicted model, not a curated record. NCBI's taxonomy places the organism in Eukaryota, Metazoa, Arthropoda, Arachnida, Sarcoptiformes, Pyroglyphidae. Gene Ontology annotation, molecular function: protein binding.
AUAAUAAAUGCUUCCAACAAACGAAAUAUUAACUAUAUUCGAUGAUUAAUUGGUGAACAUUUAUUAUUAUUAAUACGGAUCGAUCGAUUUUCUUUAUUUGCCUCGGUUUUUUUUCGGAUCUUAUUUGGAUUCAGAUAGUGUAUUAUCCGGGUGUUAACUAAGGAAAAAAUGCAAUCAAACAGCUAUGUCAAUGAUGAUGUUAUUGAUGUUGGUGAUCAACAACAACAACAACAAAAACAGCUAAAAAUAUUAAAUAAUCAACAACAACGAAAAAAAAUCGAUUUCUGUCAAAUGGAAACAUUUAAAAAAUUUCAAAGUCCAUUUUAUUGUGUUAUUAGUAAUGAUGAAUAUGAUUUUAUUUGUCAUACAAUAUUUAUAAUGGCAAUGUCGGAUUAUUUUCGUUCAAUGUUUGAUCAAACAGAAGAUUAUUAUGAUUAUUUAUUAUUGUUGAAUGAAGAUAAAAAUGGUAGUAACGAAUAUUGUAGAAAAAAGAUUCCAAGGAUUUAUUUGAAGCAAUUUGAUAGCUAUUCAUUAGAAUCAUUCAUCAAAUUCGCUUAUACAUUACGAUUAGAUAAUAAUGAUAUUGAUUCAAUGGAAUUGAUGAAAAAAUUACUUGAAUUUAGUAUCUAUAUUAACUGUGUUGAAAUGAUAAAUUAUUUGGAAAUGAAAAUGAAAAAAUAAAGAAUUUUGAAUCGAAAAUGUAAAUGAAAAC